Messenger RNA from Drosophila guanche, 1037 nucleotides. RefSeq lists its product as uncharacterized. The record is from RefSeq and is a predicted model, not a curated record. Lineage: Eukaryota; Metazoa; Arthropoda; Insecta; Diptera; Drosophilidae. The coding region runs from base 38 to 412 and encodes 124 amino acids. The transcript is spliced from 2 exons.
AAUUCGCACCUGCAUUUUAGCUAGAAAGCAUGCAAACAUGUUUCUGCUCCAUAAUUUUAGCGAUGGCGACAACACAGCAGCUAGCCUAGAGCUGCAAGGGGCACACCUCAGAGUGGUGUUUUCCUAUAUGGCUCACGACCAAUGUGACCCUCCCAGCGACCUCGUCAACAAAAUAACCAGCGACAGCGAGAGGUCAAACACAGGCCUACUGAUACGUUGCGAUGCCAACGCCCACCAUACCCAAUGGGGAAGUUUGGACAUAAAUGUAAGGGAAAACCCUGAAGAUCUUGGCGUCCUCACACCAGGACAUUUUCUAAUUGGUCGUCCGCUGAUGGAGUUUUCCAAGCCAGACGUAACGGGUCUACACAUCAAUAGAUUGGAUUGCUGGCAACGAAUCAAUUGUGCCCAGUAAAUCUUUUGGAAGCGUUGGAGUGAGGAGAACUUGACUCUGCUCCAACAACGUGCCAAAUGGCGCACAUCGCAGCCUUCGAUUCAAGUCAACGACGUCGUCUGCAUCAAGGAUAAGAACCUGCCGCCGUUGAAGUGGCCUUUGGCCAGGGUGAUCGAGGUCAUAGCUGGAGGCGAUGGGACUGUGCGAGUUGAAGUCCUGCGGACACCAUCCGGAACCACUCGUCGAGCUGUCAACAAGAUGUGCCUCCUACCCGUUGAGGAUCCUGUUAAAAGCCCUGGUCUUUCAACGGGGGUGUAUGUUCGGAGCAGCAGCAAAUAUAUAAUUGUAAAGAUCCGCUCGCCUUGUUUACAUUUGUACUCUUUUAUAUUAUUUAGCUAUUGUCCCGCUCAUCGCUCCCUCUCACAGUGCAUAGAAGCGCACGCAUAUGUAUGCACGCUUCGUACUGUUUAUUUUGCAGUGCUUUGACCUUUUCUUCGCAGUCUAAAAUAUUGUCGAUCGCUGCGCAUCUCCGAGCAGUCCAAUUAAUUCUUUGUUUUCUAUGUCCAACGCAAACCCGUUACUUUAAUCGAGCUCUUAAUCAUUGUACAUUGUAACACACCGAAUCGUAGUUCACGGCCACACCCCU